Molecule: messenger RNA, 1499 nt
Organism: Choloepus didactylus (southern two-toed sloth)
Lineage: Eukaryota; Metazoa; Chordata; Mammalia; Pilosa; Megalonychidae
Gene: FAM81B
Product: family with sequence similarity 81 member B
Exons: 9
Coding region: 1-1326 (441 amino acids)
Source: RefSeq, a predicted model, not a curated record
AUGUACAGAAACUGCCCUCACGAAAAGAAAAAUUACCACCACUACAAAAAUUCACUUGCCAUAGUUCCUGAUCUGAUUCAGCAUUCUGGUUGCCUAGAUACAGAUGUAAACAAAAGCGCCUCCCUGACUGCUGAGGAACAGCCGGAUGCACCUGAUGGCCCCCUUCCUGGCCCAGCCAGUGACCAAGAAAAGAAGGUAAGAUUAUCUCCAGCCAAAAUGUCAACCAGGAAUUCCACAGAUCUGGUUGAAUUUGGUGACAAGAGUCAUUCUUUUCUUCCUGUUAUUCGGAACACCCAGAAAAGUGAGCUAGAAAACAGAAUGAACAACCAGGAGCGCACCAUAGCCUUCCUGCUGGAACAAGCCUUCCGCAUCAAGGAGGACAUCUCUGCUUGUCUUCAAGGGACCCAUGGCUUUCGAAAAGAGGAGUCACUUGCCAGGAAGCUACUGGAAAGUCAUAUCCAGACCAUUACCAGCAUCGUCAAAAAACUCAGCCAAAACAUUGAGGUUUUAGAAGAACAAAUAAGAGUCCGAGACCAGGUAGCCACAGGAAAUAAUUCUAGAGUACAGGAGCUAAACAUAAAACACCAACAAGGAGUUGGAGAUCUUCGAGGAAGAGUAGCCAGAUGCGAUUCAAGCAUCGUGAAGCUUUCUGGAGACAUUCACUUCAUCCGGCACGAAUACCGGCAGACUGAGAAAGCAAUGCAAGAGCUCAUGUCUGCCUUUGAAACUGUUUCUAAGAACUUGGAUAUGAAGGUAAUGCAGCUCUUAGGAAAGAUAGAGGCUUCCACUUCCGAGCAAACCUCAAAUUUAAAGGUUGUCCAGGGGGAUUAUCGCCACGAAAUGAACCUUUUGGAGUUCAAAUUUAAUUCGCUUUCAAACAAUGUCUAUGAAGAAUUUGAGAACCACCAAAAACGGACAGAAAAUCAGUUCAUCAAAUACGAAAAAGACCACCUCAGCCAUGUAAAUCAAAGUCUGAAGGUCCUACAGGAGAAACUGGAAAAGUCUGAAAUUAAAGUGGAAGAAAAAAUGUUGCAGCUUUCAAGCAAAUUAGAGAAUUUCAUUAACAUGCAGAAACAGGAAGCAGAACUGAAUAAAGUAAAGAAUGUAGAAAAUAAACUGUCCAGAAAGAUGAACCAACUGGAAAAGCAGAUGUGGAGUGAAUUAGAGAAAAUGCAGAAUGAAUAUCAAUCAGGAUUUCAAUCGAUUCAUGACUCUCUCAGCUCCCUCCAAGAAAUACAGAAAGCAAAGAUGCAAUUAGAGAAAUAUAAGGUCCAGAAAGACCUAAAGAAGUUACAACGCAAGAUAAUGGAACUCCAGGAAGUAUAAAACUUUCCAGUCAUCUGCUCUUUCACCAGCCAAUGGAGUGGGUUUAUGUGAAACACUGGGAAGAAGAAAGUAAUGUCUCUAGGAUAUUUACUGCCUCUAAUGUCUCUGUAUUUCUUACUACCUUUUAAGGAGAUCAAUGUAACAGAAAACCCAAUAAAGCAAAGAAGACUUAU